GAUUUCGACGUGGACCCGUCGGACACCAUCAAGUCUGUCAAGCAGAGGGUGAUUUCGCAGCGCCCGCCACCCGACUGGGCGAACAGCGCGGUGCUCUUCCGCGUGUCUGCCGAGGACGGGGCCAAGGCGAGCGCUCAUCUCAGCAACAAGGCCAGGCUGCAGGACUGCGAGGUGGUGGAGGGAUCGCGGCUCAGGUUCGCGUAUGCGCGGAGCAUCUCGGCUGCGGAGAAGCUGGAGUACCACGCUCAAGGCCUCAUCACUGCGGAGGAGUUCCGGGUGCCAGCCUGCACUAUGGAGGCGUGA
This is a messenger RNA of Prorocentrum cordatum, 303 nucleotides long. Lineage: Eukaryota; Dinophyceae; Prorocentrales; Prorocentraceae. The record is from the annotation of a GenBank genome assembly.